UGCACGUUUGAGUGAUCUUGACGGACUUCAUCCUGGAUUGGGAAUCUAACCAUUGGAUUCAGCCAUCGACUUGUUGUUCCAUAGGUCUAGCGCAGAGGGGGACAAAGCAAAGGUGGCUCGUUCUCUUAUAAUUUGCAUUUUGAUGAUUUCAGAGGCAGUGAGGUUUCGAUAUGUGGAGCAACAAGUAACCCAAACCAUUAGACCCCAAAGCCAAGGAACCAUUGUCCCAAAUGGUGCUGUGGUCCGCCUCGUGCGGCGUUGGAAGCGCCUCUCUAAAUCCAUUCAACAGUCUGACGAAGAUGGGUCCUUUCCAGAAGUUGAUUUACAGAGAGCUGAUUAUACACAUUUCACAGUGAGCAAUGUGAUGCCUGAUGUAGUUGCCACCAUUGGAAUCAUGUUGUACAUUUGUGAAAAACCACCAACAAUUCAAUCUUCCCUUCUCAUAAGGCCUGUUGUGGAUGCAUAUAAUGAUCAAACUUGCACAGAAGAAGAGCUCACGGUGCGCAUCGAGGGUCGAAAUGGGUUGUGCGCAGACGUGAAGGGUGGGUUUUUCAACAAUGGCGACCCAAUAAUUUUGUGGCCAUGUAAAUCCAAUGCAGAUGAGAAUCAAUUGUGGACCAUGAAAAAAGACGGGACUAUUCAAUCUAAAGGCAAGUGCUUGACUACAUAUGGGUAUAGUGCAGGAAAUUAUGUCAUGAUAUACGAUUGUGCUAGUGCCGUAACUGAAUCUACCCAUUGGGAAAUUUGGACCAAUGGAACCAUCAUAAAUCCCAAAUCGUCACUUGUUUUAAGUGCAGAAUCAGGAAAUAGUGAUACUACGCUCACUGUGCAGGUCAAUAAUUAUUCCUCUCGUCAAGGUUGGCUCGCGACCAAUGAUUCAAAUCCUUUUGUAAGGACCAUUGUUGGGUUUCAAGAUCUUUGCAUGCAAGCAAAUGGGAAUGCAGUGUGGUUAGAGGAAUGUGUGGACCAAAAGGCCGAACAACAAUGGGCCCUCUAUCCGGAUCGCUCUAUAAGGCCUAAUCAAAAUCGAGACCUUUGCAUUUCUUACUAUGAAAAUCAAAGUGAAGAUCUCACUAUCGUCAGUAUUGCAAGUUGUAGUUCCACGUCAUCUCUUGAACGAUGGAUAUUUGGAAAUGAUGGCACUAUUUUGAACCUAUAUCUCGGAUUGGUGAUGGAUGUGAGAAGGUCUGAUCCAAGUCUCCACCAAAUAAUUAUGUACCCAUCCACAGGAAAUCUUAACCAAAAGUGGUUUCCAAUAUUUUGA
Malania oleifera is the source of this 1264-nucleotide messenger RNA. RefSeq names its product ricin-like. Gene Ontology annotation, molecular function: rRNA N-glycosylase activity. Gene Ontology annotation, biological process: negative regulation of translation. The record is from RefSeq and is a predicted model, not a curated record. Lineage: Eukaryota; Viridiplantae; Streptophyta; Magnoliopsida; Santalales; Ximeniaceae. Bases 143 to 1264 code for a protein of 373 amino acids. The transcript is spliced from 2 exons.